Molecule: messenger RNA, 2355 nt
Organism: Amphiprion ocellaris (clown anemonefish)
Lineage: Eukaryota; Metazoa; Chordata; Actinopteri; Pomacentridae
Gene: d2hgdh
Product: D-2-hydroxyglutarate dehydrogenase
Exons: 10
Coding region: 191-1795 (534 amino acids)
Cellular component (GO): mitochondrion
Molecular function (GO): FAD binding; catalytic activity
Source: RefSeq, a predicted model, not a curated record
UCCUGCAUUUGCUAACGUGCUAGUUGUAAACACUGAAAAUGGCAUCUUAAAGUAGCUGAGCUGCCCUUGAACUUUGUGAUAGACGUCGCAGUGAAAUAUUACACAAAAAGGACACGUGGACGGAUUGAUGCGGGCUGUUAAAUGAGCGUUUCUGCAUGUUUUGCCACUUCCGCGUACUGUCUCUUCAGUCAUGGCAGGAAUUUUCCAGAGAACAGUGAGGCUGAGGGCAGCUGUGAGACAUCUGUGCCCCCACAGCACCCUCACAUGUGCAGCCAGACUUUCACCUGCAGACUUCCACAGUCCAUUUCUCGCCUGCAGCUCAGGGCAGUUUGUGGCCUCCACUCGUAAGCUGCAUGUUGAGCCGAAGUCAUCCCCUGCUGGAGCCCCAGAGAGACUGCCUUUUUCCAAAGUCACUGAUGAAGAUUUGGCCUAUUUCAGGAAGAUCCUACCAGGCAGGACCAUCACGGACCCUGACCUGGUGGAGUCCAGUAAUGUGGACUGGCUCAAGACUGUGAAAGGUUCUAGUGAAGUGCUGCUGAGACCUCAGACAACAGAGGAAGUAUCUCAAAUUCUCAGGUAUUGUUACAAUCGUAACCUGGCGGUGAAUCCCCAAGGAGGUAAUACUGGGCUGGUCGGUGGCAGCGUGCCAGUUUAUGAUGAGAUCAUCCUCUCCACCUCUCUUAUGAACAACAUCCUGACCUUUGAUAAUAUCUCUGGUAUUCUGACCUGUCAGGCAGGCUGUGUCUUGGAGAACUUGUCCCUUUACCUGGAGGAGAGAGACUACAUCAUGCCCCUGGAUCUUGGGGCAAAAGGUAGUUGCCAAAUCGGGGGUAAUGUGGCAACUAAUGCAGGUGGACUCCGGCUGCUGCGAUACGGCUCCUUGCAUGGGACUGUGCUGGGUCUGGAAGUUGUGUUGGCAGAUGGACGGGUGCUGGACUGCCUGGCCACCCUGCGGAAAGACAAUACAGGAUACGAUCUCAAGCAGCUCUUCAUAGGCUCAGAGGGCACUUUAGGGGUCAUCACCGCAGUAUCCAUCCUUUGUCCACGGAAGCCCAAAUCCACUAAUGUGGUUUUCCUGGGCUGUGAGACCUUCGAGGAGCUUUUGAAGACAUUUCAGCUCUGCAGAGGUAUGCUGGGAGAAAUUCUGUCUGCCUUUGAGUUCCUGGACAGCGAAUGUAUGAGACUGUUGAACACACACCUCAAACUGCCCAAUCCUAUCUCUGAUUGCCCGUUCUACAUCGUCAUAGAAACAUCUGGAUCUGACCCGGACCAUGACUCACAGAAGCUGGACAACUUCCUAGAGGAGGCAAUCGCGUCAACAUUUGUUACUGACGGAACUGUAGCAACCGAAGAGUCAAAAAUAAAGGCUCUGUGGUCGAUGCGUGAACGUGUCACGGAGGCUCUGACUCAUGAUGGCUUCACCUACAAGUAUGACAUCUCACUCCCAGUGGAGCGGAUCUACCAGCUCGUGACGGACAUGAGGCAGCACCUGGGUGACCGGGCCAAGAGCGUGGUGGGAUACGGACACGUAGGUGACGGUAACCUGCACCUGAACAUCACUUCUCCUGCUAAAGAUCCUGCUCUCCUGGCUGCCAUUGAGCCGUUUGUUUAUGAAUGGACAGCCAGCUGUCAGGGCAGCAUUAGCGCCGAGCAUGGACUGGGUCUGAAGAAGAGGAACUACAUCUACUACAGUAAACCGAGCCAAGCUGUGGCCCUCAUGGGUAACAUCAAGGCCAUGCUGGACCCCAAAGGCAUCCUCAACCCAUACAAGACUUUACCAGACAACCUGAAAUGACUGAGGUAAUUAAUGUAGAGCUCCACUUUAGCUGCGCGUGGUUUUCGUGACAGCUGAUGCUCUUUCCUGGCACACCCUUUUCACACAUUUGCUACCGAGCUGCCGGCUUUGCACAAGACACGGAAUUUGCCGAGCAAUCUGCAAACACCAUGCGACCUCUAUUGUAUGUUUCCAACACCUGAAGUAGUUUCAUUUUUGUUGUGCACAAAGCAUUAAUUUUGGAAGGAUCUCUGCUUCAGCAAAAUUGUUCAAAUAAAGCUAUGGUUCAUUAUAUAGUUUUAUCUACCUCUGCUAAUUGUACUGACAAGUUCUCUAGUCUGAUGCGGUCCUUAUACUAAUGAAUAUUCAACAAGUUUCAGAUUUUGUAUUAUGGACGCUUCAAAAAGCUCAGAGCAGAUUUUUCAGUGUUACUGACUGCAAGCAAUCAUGACCGUCUUCUUAUUAGUGUGCCUACUAAUUGCCACUAGAGGGCAGACAGGCAAUAACAGAGUGAGUAAAGAAAUGUCUAAAACAGUGAAAUGUUGUGCUUUUGUAUAUAAUAAAGUAAAUAUUUAAAGUCG